CGUAGGCACCAAACCAAACCAAACCCUGAGGCACCAAAAACAACUAUUACCACUGCCACCUGUCAGGACAACAACGUGGGACAUAGUUUGAUGCAGAAGCACCUGAAGCAGAGCAUCCGCGUACCGGUGGUGCGCCGACGCGCUAGGUCUUGCAUACGGCUGUUAAGCGUCUUGGUCGGCUCUUAUAUCGUUUGCUUGCUUUGGUCCAAAGUCUUCACGCCGAAAUAUGCAGAGCUUCCCUUCGCCGUCGAUUUUGGAAGCAAUUCCUUUGUGAUGCAAGGCAAGCCUGUGCAGAUAAUGUCCGGUGCCAUGCACUACUUCCGGGUACUUCCGGAGCUGUGGGAGGACAGACUGACCACCAUGCAAGCCUCCGGCCUGAAUACGGUCGAAACCUACGUAGAGUGGAGCAGUCAUGAACCCGAAGAAGGCCACUUCGACUUCGAAGGCCAGCAGGACCUGGUCCGUUUCUUACGGAUAGCCCAUAAGCUGGGCUUCAUGGUCAUCCUUCGACCAGGUCCGUACAUCUGCGCCGAGCGAGAUUUUGGUGGAUUUCCGUACUGGCUUCUAAGAAAUGGAUCUUCAAUGCAGCUGAGAACUUCUGACAAAAGCUAUCUCUUCUAUGUGGAUCGCUUUCUGACGAAGGUGUUCGAAAAAGUGCGACCACUUCUUAUCGGCAAUGGAGGACCGGUCAUUAUGGUGCAGUUGGAGAAUGAAUACGGCUUCCACAAAGCGUGCGACACUUCGUACAUGGCGCACCUGCGGGACCUGGCAUGGGCACAGCUGGGGCGGGACGUGGUUCUUUUCACCAUUGACAGCAUCUAUGGCAACAUGAUCAAGUGCGGCAGCGUCGGGGGUGUGCUCACCACCGUCAACUUCGGCACCAGCACGGACCCCAGGCAUGCGUUCGCUCGCAAGUCGCGCCACCAGAUGUCGGGCCCUCUCAUGAACUCGGAGCUGUACGUCGGCUGGGUGGACCACUGGGGAAAACCACAUCACUUGGUGAAUGCGACCAGCCUCGCCCAGAGGAUCCGCACGUUGCUCGCAAUGAGGGCGUCCUUUAACCUGUACAUGUUUCACGGUGGAACAAAUUUUGGAUUCAAAGCAGGCGCCAACACCGACAAAGGUUUCCGGACACAGCUGACCAGCUACGACUACGAUGCGCCUAUCAACGAGGCCGGCGACGCCACCGAAAAGUUUAAGGUUAUUCGUGACGUCAUUGCUGAGUUUUUCCCUCACCGAGUGAUGAGAGAUAUUCCUCCGCCGAAGAAGAAGAUGGCUCUCGGAAAGCUCGUCUUGAAACGCAUUUUCGGCCUGAAGGAGUUGCGACGGAUGACGUCGAAUGCCUCCGUGACGUCGCGCUACCCAUUGACCUUCGAGCAAGUUGGCCACGACUACGGCUUCAUGUUGUACGAAACUCGAAUCGAUUUCCAGCCAACUGUGCCUUCGCAUUUGAACGUGCACGGUGUGCGAGAUCGCGGCUACGUCUACUUGGACGGCGCCUUCGCAGGAAUUGUUUCGCGAGCGAAAUUACUUGAUACAUUUAUUGAUGCCAAGCCCAACCAGACCCUCUCAAUACUCGUGGAAAACCAAGGACGAGUAAACUUCGGAAACUUCAUAAGCGACAGCAAGGGCAUCGUGAAGAACGUGACCCUGAACCACAGGCUUCUGGAGGACUGGGAGAUGCGGCCCAUCCGCCUUUCCAACGCCGCUUGGCUGCGGGAGCCCGCUGCUCUUGACCAACUUCGCAGACUGGGCCGUGACCCGCCCGAAUCUGCUGCGCGCGGGCUUUCGGUGUACGCGACCACCUUCGCGCUGAACGAGAGCCAACGCUUGUACGACAGCUUCUUGCUGCUGGACCAGUGGACCAAGGGCGUCGCGUUCCUCAACGGCUUCAACCUGGGUCGCUACUGGACUGCCGCUGGUCCGCAAACGACGCUGUACGUGCCUGCGCAGAUCUUCAAGAACGAGGGAAACCUGCUCGUCCUGAUGGAGUUGGAGGCCGUUCAUUCAGACUCUACGGGAUACGGCAGCGUGGAGUUCGUUUCCGAACCUAGGAUGAACGCGCCCGUGCGCUGGCCUGUUUAGUGAUAUACCCUUCAUCUGCGAAUCGGCAACGUAUAUUUAUUGGAGCAACGUUAACAGCGCAUCUACGGAGGGCGACAAGAAAACUUAUGACGUCGGCCAACACUGACGCCUAGCCGGUCAUUGUAUAACACGCAAUAAAUUAUAACAAAGUUUCUCAAACAGCCGAAGACCAGAACCUUA
Dermacentor albipictus is the source of this 2265-nucleotide messenger RNA. Its product is annotated as beta-galactosidase-like. NCBI's taxonomy places the organism in Eukaryota, Metazoa, Arthropoda, Arachnida, Ixodida, Ixodidae. Gene Ontology annotation, biological process: carbohydrate metabolic process. The record is from RefSeq and is a predicted model, not a curated record. Gene Ontology annotation, molecular function: beta-galactosidase activity. Gene Ontology annotation, cellular component: vacuole.